Messenger RNA from Dibothriocephalus latus, 414 nucleotides. Lineage: Eukaryota; Metazoa; Platyhelminthes; Cestoda; Diphyllobothriidea; Diphyllobothriidae. The record is from the annotation of a GenBank genome assembly.
AUGAAUUCCCAGCGUUUUAUCGGCCCUGUUUGGCAAAUUACUGCACUGCACUUCUCCGCUGAAGCGGAGAACAACGCUGCCUUCACAAAACACAUGACCCGGACACUGCAACGAUUUCGCCGUGUCAUUAUCCUCAAUCUAGUGGACUCUGGUCUGGAGACCCAGGAGUACAAACUGGUGCAGGCCUAUAUUCGACUCUUGCUUCUCCUCAAUAAUCCGAACCUCACUUAUGUUGGCUUCGAUUUCCACGAAUAUUGUCCCAUUGCUGCAACGUAUCUUACAGACAACUGCAGAGGUUUCAAUAAGGGGCAUUCUACCUUCGACCUGCAUCGCACGGCGCCGUAUUGUCGUCUGUGGUCGAUGAGCUAUGUUAUAACGGUGCCCUGCGUUGCCAAAUGUUAUAACGGUGGCCAA